GUUGUCUGACAGAUGUCGUGUUGGAGAAUUCAGAGGAAGAGUGAAGAGAGAGAAGGCUCUGGAACCUCUGGACCUGAAAGACUUCCCAGAACCCCCUCCACCCGUGACCAACGAGGAGAGCCCUGACAUCAGAUCCACUUCUGCCCCCUGCCCUGCCUACCACAGUCCCACAUCCAUCUCUUACCAGCCCCUGGAAACUGACUUCCCUCCCCCAGAUGAGUCCUACACCGAGCCCAAGACCUCAAUACCCCAGCUUCAUACUCAGCUGCAGUCUGGUACCAGGAGGAAGGGUCCGCUCCCCCCACCCAGACAAGACCAUUCAAGACAUCCACAAAACACCCACUCCCAGGAGUCUCUGUCUGGCUCUCAGGGCGGAGCUUCCGCCUCCCACGCCCCGGUCUCCUCCCACUUUGCCUCUGGUCCCACCCACUCCCCAAGGGGGGAUUCUGAUCAGAGCAGAGGAUUGGUGGAGAGGGAGCAGGAGACGGUACACCAGGUAGUACCAUCCAAUCCUGGUCCAGCCCUUCCUGCCUUGCCCAGUAUGAGGUGCCAUCGUUCUCCCUCUCCUCAGUUUGCUCCUCCUCAGCUGACAGACAAGCCUCCUGUCUCUCUCCAGCAGCACCAUGACAACCCUGUCUCUCUCUCGGUCUGUCUGCACUAUGACCAAAACAACAGGAUGGAGAAUGUGAUAGAGCCAACCAGUGUGAGGAAGGUUCCUAUAAAGAUCAUUCACUCAGAGAGCGAGAAGGAGAAGGAGAGCCGACAGUACCUGCUGCGUCACAGUCACUCCACAGUGGAAGAAUCCCAGGGGCCCAGUCUGGUCCCCCUCAGCAGCCUGGGGACCUCAGGGGCCCCGGAACAGUCCUACUCUCUGUUCUGUGCCUACAGCCGGCAGAGGGACCAGGGGCCAGAGAGAGAGAAGACACUGGUCCCACCCAGUUACCCAGCCCCAGAACUGCCUACACCCCCACCCCCUUACCAAACCCCUGAGAUGGACCUGGAGCAACACAGAGACACACACAUGUGUCCUCUCAGGGUCCACAACAGCCAAAUGGCAGUCCUGGCCACAUCCCCACCCAGCCGACAGACCACCUCGGACCCAGAGCCCCCCAGUGGUAACUGCUUGUCCCCUCCCGUCCCCCUCCCCCACUCUGAGGAGGAUGUGAAGACGGAGCAGCUGGCCAGAGACAUCAUGAAUAAGGAUCGGUCCCUAGCUGACAUCUUGGAUAAGAGCUGGAGGAGGACCACCAUGGACCUGAUGGAGGGACUCUUCACCCAGGGAGAAGUGCUGCUGGAGGGGAAGGAGAGGAGGAAGGUGUCCCUCAAACACUCCCCACCACGGCCUUCAGAGGACAGGAGUGAGGAGGACAGUGUAGCGGCAGCAGUUUCUUUGGUGACCAGCUCCACCUAUUACAGCACGUCGGCACCAAAGGCGGAGCUUCUGAUCAAGCUGAAAGACAUGCAGGAGAGGGAGGGGCUAGAGGAGGAGCUGGAGGAGGAGUCAGCGGAUGAGUUGGACCACGACCUGGCCAAUAAAAAGCAGGAGCUGGUGGACUCUCUCAGCAGGAAGCUGCAGGUGCUGCGUGAGGCCAGGGAGAGUCUUCAGGAGGAUGUCUGUGAUAACAACGCCCUAGGAGAGGAGGUGGAAGCCACGGUGCAGCAGGUCUGUAUGCCAAACCAGCUGGACAAGUUCAGGAUGUUCAUAGGAGACCUGGACAAAGUGGUCAGCCUGCUGCUGUCCCUGUCCGGACGCCUGGCCAGAGUGGAGAACGCCCUCAACAGCCUGGAGGAUGGUACAUCACCUGAGGAGAGGAGAACCCUGACAGACAAGAGGAAGCUGUUGAUCCAGCAGCAUGAGGAUGCCAAGGAGCUGAAGGAGAACCUGGACCGCCGGGAGAGAGUGGUCUACAACAUCCUGGCUUCCUACCUCCCAGAGGAGAGCCUGACCGACUACCAACACUUUGUCAAGAUGAAGUCUGCCCUCAUUAUUGAGCAGCGCAAACUAGAGGACAAGAUUAAACUGGGAGAGGAGCAGCUCAAGUGUCUGAUGGACAGCCUGCCGCUAGAGCAGAGGAUGAGCCUGUAACCCCUGACCCCUGGAUCAGAGAAUGGCUCCAAACGCACAUGACUUCUCAAACUGUGUAUGAUGGACCUGACCACUCUGGCCUCACUGCAGUGGAACCCUAUGGCCACUAAGGGGCAGCAGAGAUUAGCAGAGAGGAGCAGCAGUACCCCACUAGAUUUCAGCAAAGAACAGAGCUCCAGACUGUAGAGUUUGUAAUGUUUAGUUGACGUUUCCUCCUCAGUAUCUCAACACUGAUCUGAGUCUAAUGGAGCCCCACCAGAACAUAUAUAUAUAUAUAUAUCACACAAAAAAUGUUAAAGGUUAAAUAAAUAAUAAUAAAAAUAAACCCAACAUGAAACUAUUUCAAUGAUGUUACUGAGUUACAAUUCAUAUAAGCAAAUCAGUCAAUUGAAAUGAAUUCAUUACGUCAGAAUCUAUGGAUUUCACAUGACUGGGCAUGGGCACAGCCAAGGUUGGGCAUGGGAGGGCAUAGGCACACCCACUGGGGAGCCAGGCCUAGCCAAUCUUAAUUCGUUUUUCUCCACAAAAGGGCUUUAUUACAGGCAGAAAUACUCUUCAGGUUCAUCAGCUGUCCAGGUGGCUGGUCUCGGACAAUCCCGCUGUAUGUGGAGGUCCUAAACUGGCAUGGCAGUGGUCUGCGGUUGUGAGGCCUGUUGGACGCACUGUCAAAUUCUGUAAAUCGACAGCAGUAUAGUAGAGAAAUUAACAGUAAAUUCUCUGGCAACAGCUCUGUUGGACAUUCCUGCAGUCAGCAUGCCAAUUGCACAAUCCCUCAAAACUUG
Oncorhynchus tshawytscha (Chinook salmon) is the source of this 2868-nucleotide messenger RNA. RefSeq names its product protein Shroom2-like. The record is from RefSeq and is a predicted model, not a curated record. NCBI's taxonomy places the organism in Eukaryota, Metazoa, Chordata, Actinopteri, Salmoniformes, Salmonidae. Gene Ontology annotation, cellular component: apical junction complex; apical plasma membrane; cortical actin cytoskeleton. Gene Ontology annotation, biological process: actin filament organization. Gene Ontology annotation, molecular function: actin filament binding.